Coffea eugenioides is the source of this 1080-nucleotide messenger RNA. Its product is annotated as signal recognition particle subunit SRP68-like. Bases 1 to 1080 code for a protein of 359 amino acids. Lineage: Eukaryota; Viridiplantae; Streptophyta; Magnoliopsida; Gentianales; Rubiaceae. Gene Ontology annotation, molecular function: endoplasmic reticulum signal sequence receptor activity; 7S RNA binding; signal recognition particle binding. Gene Ontology annotation, cellular component: signal recognition particle, endoplasmic reticulum targeting. The record is from RefSeq and is a predicted model, not a curated record. The transcript is spliced from 7 exons. Gene Ontology annotation, biological process: SRP-dependent cotranslational protein targeting to membrane.
AUGGAACAUAUUGAGGUUUGCAUCAAGAUGAACUCUGCUGCAACAAUCUGUCCAAUUAAGAACAAGUUAGGAUAUGGGACAAUUGCAAGUAACUGGCCUGGGGAGAUUGUAGCAAGCUGGGCAACAUCAGAAGCAAGUGAAGGCAGCAAGGAUGCUGCAGAAGCUGAAGCUACUCAGGAACUGGAGAAGGACAUUCAUGGCCCAAAAGCAGACUCUCUUCCAGCAGAUAAAAGACUUGCCACAUUUGACAAAAUAUUUGCUGCAUAUAAUGAAGCCAGAAGCUGCAUUCGCAAUGAUUUGGCUAGUGCAGGAAAUUCUGAAAGCAUGAAAGAUGAUCUUAGUGGCCUUGAUAAAGCAAUUGGUGCUGUUUUAGGACAGCGAACCAUCGAAAGGAACCAGUUAUUGGUUAGCAUUGCUAUAAGCAAACUCAAUAAGGUCCGUGAUGAUAAGAAUGAAAAAGUUACCAAGCCUGAAGAGCUUGUCCGACUAUAUGACCUUUUGUUACAGAAUGCUGCUGAUCUUUCUGAUUUAGUUAGCUCUGGAAGAGAUAGAAAGCCAGAAGAGUUGGCUUUUGCUGAAGAGUGUUUCUAUUUAGCCAAAUCCUACAGUUUGGCUGGAAAGAGAACAGAAGCCUAUGCUUUGUACUGCAAAGUUCGCUUUCUAGCUGAUACAGCCCUUAAAGAGCUUCAAAAUUCGAAGACAGCUGAUCAGGCUGUGAUAAAGGAGUUGCAGACACUGCAAAAAGAAAGUAGAUCAAACAGCUGUAUAGAGCAUGCAAUAGCCAUCAUGGAGGAAGAGCAGGCUCCAGAAAAGCUAUCACAAAAGAUUUCAACUAUAUCAUUGACUGGAAAAGAUAAGAAGUUGGAGAAAUUUCUUAUGGACAACCUGGAUGUGUAUGAAUCAGCAGUGGAUGCCAGUGUCAAGUCAAUGUCACGUAUUGAGCGCUUCCCACCUUCAUUCCAGGCAGCUGCUCGGAGUCCAAUAGUUCUUGACCUGGCAUAUAAUCUAAUAGAAUGCCCAUCACUGGAGAACAGGACAAAGAAGGACAAGAAAAGCUUUUUAGGUAGACUUUGGAGAUGA